Meriones unguiculatus (Mongolian gerbil) is the source of this 848-nucleotide messenger RNA. It is a transcript of the gene Zcrb1, whose product is annotated as zinc finger CCHC-type and RNA binding motif containing 1. The record is from RefSeq and is a predicted model, not a curated record. Gene Ontology annotation, molecular function: zinc ion binding; RNA binding. Bases 144 to 797 code for a protein of 217 amino acids. Gene Ontology annotation, biological process: mRNA splicing, via spliceosome. Gene Ontology annotation, cellular component: U12-type spliceosomal complex. Lineage: Eukaryota; Metazoa; Chordata; Mammalia; Rodentia; Muridae. The transcript is spliced from 8 exons.
GCGGGCUCGCAUCCUCCGCCCUCGGCCGCCGCGCUGACGGUGAGCUCCCACGCCUCGCGACUCCCGCCGCCCCGGACUCGGACGCGGGGACGUCCAGCCUGCAUUCCCGCUCCUCAGCCUGCGACCCUUGAAAAGUGACAGAAAUGAGCGGUGGCUUGGCUCCAAGUAAGAGCACGGUCUAUGUGUCCAACUUGCCUUUCUCCCUGACAAACAAUGAUUUAUACCGGAUAUUUUCCAAGUAUGGCAAAGUUGUGAAGGUUACAAUAAUGAAAGACAAAGAUACAAGGAAGAGUAAAGGUGUUGCAUUUAUUUUGUUUUUGGAUAAAGACUCUGCCUUAAAUUGCACCAGAGCAAUAAAUAACAAACAGUUGUUUGGUAGAGUGAUCAAGGCGAGCAUUGCUAUUGACAAUGGAAGAGCAGCUGAGUUCAUCCGGAGGCGAAACUACUUCGAUAAAUCUAAGUGCUAUGAAUGUGGGGAAAGCGGACACCUAAGUUAUGCCUGUCCUAAAAACAUGCUUGGAGAGCGUGAGCCUCCAAAGAAGAAAGAGAAGAAAAAGAAGAAGAAAGUCCCUGAACCAGAAGAAGAAAUUGAGGAAGUAGAAGUGAGUGAAGAAGAGGGGGAGGACCCAGCUCUGGACAGUCUGAGUCAGGCCAUAGCGUUCCAGCAAGCCAAAGUUGAAGAGGAGCAAAACAAAUGGAGACCCAGUCCAGGGGGUCCCUCAACCUCAGAUGAUUCUAGACGACCAAGGAUAAAGAAAAGUGCAUAUUUCAGUGAUGAAGAAGAACUUAGUGAUUAAGAUUGUAUUUAUUUUGUAAAUAUUAUUCAAAUAAAAUCUUACAGUACCAAA